CUCAUAAACCGGCUGUGGUUAGAACCGUUAAAAACUCAAAAACAUCCGGGUUAUUCGGGGCUGGGAGCCGCUUCGUGACAGCUGUUUUCUUUACCUCAGUAUAAUAUCACAUUUUUACUCUUUACACAACAACUACUCUGGCUUUAUAUUGAGAAUUUACCCUUUUAUUUACGUUUCGACUGUCAGACCUUUAUGGUGGAGCUGAAUCUGACGUCUAAAAAGAGAAACGGAAGAAAAUAGCGCGGACGGACAGAGCUCCGCAGAGAGCUGAUGCUACAGCUGCAGCAGCGGUGAUGAGCAGCAGCAGCCACCCGUUACGCCCCCUCGGCUCCGUGUCAGAGAUCGAUCAUGUUGAUCUGCUGUCUGAGCAGCUGGGGGCGCUCAUACCGGGGGAGGAGUACAGCGAUGUGACGUUCGUAGUGGAGCAGAAACGUUUUCCUGCGCAUCGCGUCAUUCUGGCAGCACGUUGUCACUAUUUCAGAGCUCUGCUGUACGGUGGAAUGAAGGAGUCUCAGCCACAGGCAGAGGUCUGUCUAGAGGAGACUCGAGCUGAAGCCUUCUCCAUGCUGCUGGGUUACAUCUACACGGGUCGGGUCAGCCUCAGUGCGGCUCGGGAGGAGGUCCUGCUGGACUUUCUGGGUUUAGCGCAUCGCUACGGCCUGCAGCUCUUGGAGGACUCCACUUCUGAAUUUCUGCGAACCAUCUUAAACACUCACAACGUGUGCCUGGUGUUUGACGUGGCCACGCUGUACGGUCUGAGCGCGCUCAGCUCCGCCUGUUGUGCCUACAUGGACCGACAUGCCCCCGAGGUGCUGGCCUCAGAUGGCUUCCUCACCCUCUCUAAGGCGGCUUUGCUGACGGUGGUCUGUCGGGAUUCCUUCGCAGCCAGCGAGAAAGAAAUCUUCCAGGCUUUGUGCCGUUGGUGUCGCCAGAAUGCAGAGGCAGAGGCCACGCAGGAAGUGAUGUCAAUGGUACGCCUGCCGCUCAUGACCCUGACGGAGAUGCUGAAUGUGGUGCGACCCUCAGGGCUGGUCAGUCCUGACGAUCUACUGGAUGCCAUCAAGUUGCGUUCAGAAAGCAGAGACAUGGAUCUGAACUACCGUGGCAUGCUCAUUCCUGAGGAGAACAUUGCUACGAUGAAGUACGGAGCUCAGGUGGUGAAAGGUGAGCUGAAGUCAGCGCUGCUGGAUGGAGACACUCAGAACUACGACCUGGACCACGGCUUCUCUCGACACCCCAUUGAAGAGGACGGCCGAGCGGGGAUCCAGGUGAAGCUCGGCCAGGCCUUCAUCAUCAACCACGUCCGCAUCCUUCUGUGGGAUCGGGACAGCAGGUCCUACUCAUAUUACAUAGAAGUGUCUAUGGAUGAGCUGGACUGGGUGCGAGUGGUGGAUCACUCAAAGUUCCUUUGCCGCUCCUGGCAGAAUCUCUACUUUCCUCCUCGAGUGUGCAGGUACGUGCGCAUUGUUGGAACACACAAUACUGUAAACAAGGUCUUCCAUCUUGUGGCCUUUGAGUGCAUGUUCACUCAGCGUCCCUUCACCCUGGAGAAAGGGCUUCUGGUGGCCAAUGAGAAUGUAGCCACAGUUUCAGCGUGUGCAAGUGUGAUAGAGGGAGUGAGCCGCAGUCGGAACGCUCUGCUGAAUGGAGACACGCGCAACUAUGACUGGGACUCAGGCUACACCUGCCAUCAGCUGGGCUCCGGAGCCAUAGUCAUCCAGCUUGCACAGCCUUACAUCAUCGAUUCUCUGCGCCUGCUGCUGUGGGACUGUGAUGAGAGAUCCUACAGUUACUACAUUGAAGUUUCCACCAAUCAGCAGCACUGGACUAAAGUAGUGGAUCGAACCAAAGUGGCAUGUCGAUCCUGGCAGACACUGAAAUUUGACAAGCAUGCAGCUUCUUUUGUUCGCAUAGUGGGAACUCACAAUACUGCCAACGAGGUUUUCCACUGUGUGCACUUUGAAUGUCCUGCUCAGCUGGACACUGAGGUAAAAGAAGGGAGUCCAGGGAAUUCCUGGCCUGAGGCGGGCACGUCCACUCAGCAGCUCCGGCCUCCACGACCCGCCCGGUCACACAGCCUGCUGCCCUCCCAGGCACCUUCGACUUCAUCAUCCUCCUCCUCCUCCCCUGCACAGCACUAAGCGCUGCACUGAAAUGUACAGUACUAUACAGAGGUCAAUACUGUGCAAAAGACCCUUUGUUUAUUUAAUUUCCAGUCUAAAUCACUUAAGUACAAAUUUUACAAGUUUUCAAGGGAUUUUUCAGAAAAAAAUGAAAAAAACAGACAGAAACACCUGUGGAUGUUUUCCGAUCUGAGGCAGCUUGAUUUUCUCUUCUCUCUCAAAGCUGAAAGCUUUAAGUGCUGUUAA
Molecule: messenger RNA, 2369 nt
Organism: Colossoma macropomum (tambaqui)
Lineage: Eukaryota; Metazoa; Chordata; Actinopteri; Characiformes; Serrasalmidae
Product: BTB/POZ domain-containing protein 9-like
Exons: 11
Coding region: 294-2141 (615 amino acids)
Biological process (GO): adult locomotory behavior; circadian behavior; modulation of chemical synaptic transmission
Molecular function (GO): protein binding
Source: RefSeq, a predicted model, not a curated record